This is a messenger RNA of Ictalurus furcatus (blue catfish), 3908 nucleotides long. It is a transcript of the gene cd99l2, whose product is annotated as CD99 molecule-like 2. The transcript is spliced from 11 exons. Lineage: Eukaryota; Metazoa; Chordata; Actinopteri; Siluriformes; Ictaluridae. The record is from RefSeq and is a predicted model, not a curated record. The coding region runs from base 492 to 1250 and encodes 252 amino acids.
CUAAAUGACAUGACCUUCUUUGAUGAACAUGAACAGAACAAUUACAAAAUUAUUACAAGGUAAAAAUGAAUAAUUUCCCUCGCACACUGUACACAAAAUGUAACCCUGAUAAAGCCGUUACUAGAGAUGAACAGUAAAAACAAACAUCUCAAAUAUUUAUUGGUCGGUUCAACAUCCGCUCAGCUGUAUGUUAGGUUAGGUUCUACAUGUAUGGACUCAGUUAAUGGAACUCUUUAUCUAUCCCAAGUAGACCCACGUGUCCCACUCCGUGUUGUGUAUGUUAAUAAUGAAUGUAAAUGGUGUUGGUAAGCUGGUAGAGAAGGAGAGGAUCCGCCCUUUGAGCGCCAGUCACGUGGCUCUCGCCAUCUCUCGCUCGUUCACACUGCAGCGGUUUGGUGCAGCGGUUUGGGGUCUCGACUGUCGUUCACUCUUACAGCUGCUCUGACUCUAACUUAGAAAAAACCCUUCCGGACAGAAAACACUGUCGAACCAUGUGGAGGUUUUCGGUGUGGUCUAUUUUUUUGGUCCUUUUUUCGCUGUUAGCACUGGGAGGUCUGGCACAGGAAUUCGACCUGGCCGAUGCUUUAGAUGACAAGCCUUCUACUCCAAAGCCCAAGGAAAAUGAACAACCUGGAGGAGCAGGUACAGGACCUCCUGUCAUGCCCAAAGAUCCUGUCAUGCCCAAAGAUCCUGUCAAGCCCAAAGACCCUGUUAAGCCCAAAGACCCUGUUAAGCCCCCAACGAAAACUACAAAAGAUCCAAUGGCUCUUGACCUUGCUGAUGCUCUGGUCCCCGAUGAAGAUGAUAAUGGCUUUGGAAUAGGUGACAACAGGCCUGGUAUCAGUGGUGGAAAUGGUGGAGGUCAGUUUACAGAUGAUGACCUAGCCAAUGUGAAUAAAGAUGGCACCUACCAUCCUGAGAAAGGGAAAGGAGGACGAGGAGGUUCAGGUGGUUCAGGAGGAUCAGGUGGUGUUGUGGACCCUGCUGAUGAUGGUAAUUAUGACACCAUGGCAGAGACUGGCACCAUCGCUGGUAUUGUAAGUGCUGUUGCCAUGGCGCUGGUUGGUGCAGUCAGCAGCUAUAUCUCUUACCAGAAGAAGAAGCUGUGCUUCAGCAUACAGCAGAGUCUGAAUGCAGAUAUGGUUAAAGCAGAGAAUCCAGAAGCUGUCGUGGCUCAGGAGCCUCAAGUUCAACAAACUCUCCUCCAGCCCCCCAACGCUGAGCCGCCCACAGAAGACAACGUGGUGUAACCUGUGAUACAUCUCCCAGCCUGAAGAGGGAGCACUGCUCAACGCAUACACACUCUCAGUUGGGGGGCAUCUGCUUUGUGACUAAGUCAAACGUUCUGUGAAUAUUUAUUUAACCGUUUGUCUUCAUUCUCACUAAUACGACUGUUUACAAUAUUAUUCAUAUGAAGUUGGAAAUUGUGCAGAAGUUUAAUGUGUUUCUAAUUGAAAGUACAAACUCUGAGACAAACAAUUCAUGCAUUAGUGCUGCUCCCGCUUUUUAGUUUCCAUCACACUUUUGUGUGAAAGCAUCACUGUGUUCAUCAUUAAUCCAGAGUCUGUGAUUGGAUUAUCCACAUCGUGUUCAAAUAAAUAUUUCUAUAGGAAACGCUUUAGAGCAGGGAAGCCUUACUGUGUUCCUGUAAAAUUACAGUCCAGUGCAGUUUGGGAAUUUUCCUGAAUCACACCCGAUUUAAGUCCUCGGGUCAUCAGGUAGGAGUGUUAGAUGAGAAAUCAUCACACUGUGCAUGAUUACAGGAAUUCAGGGCCAGAGCCAGGCUCCCCUGCUUUAUAAAUUAAUUGUUGAUGAUCACCUUAAAGUAAUUCCCAGUGAAGAUUUAUCACCUUUUUACAAGCAUCCUUUUCACAUUUAAAAAAAAAAAAAAAAAGAAAGAAAAAAAAUUGCAGUGAUUUGUACAUUUGUGCCCUGCAUUUCUUUCAGAGCCGUGGAACUGAAUUGUUGUGUAUAUAGGCAGGUUUUUUUGUGCUCUGAAAUUGAACAGGACUUUUGAGAAGAUAUCUGCUCACGGUUUAAUUUGCUUUUAAAAACAGACUGACAAUUGGAGGUGAGCGUACGUGUAUCAAAAGGUGGUUGUGUUGAAGAAACCUUGUUGAUCAAUCUUUGCUAACUUGCUCUGUGUGUGUGUGUGUGUGUGUGUGUGUUUACUGGUACAACAGUGGUAGCAGAUUUUCAGAGGCAAGCUUACAGUAACGAAGACGCUCAAGUGUACUUGUUUGGAAGAUGUAGAAACUCAAGUCUUACAUGUUAGCACAAACAUGUCUUUUUCCUUUAUUAGGGAAUUUGUGCUUUUGGACAUUUUUGAAAGAUAUCGUGCUUGUGAAAUGUGCUUUGCGUGUUAUUCAUGUUCAACUGGUUAUAUCGGUGUAUCUUUAUAUACACUUGUAGCAGUGUAGCUACAGUACAAUAGAUUUCGUUAGCAGUCAUAUCAAUGGUCAUAUGAAGUGUUUGGGCUUAGAUUUGUGUCUUUUAGAAUCAUUUACACUCUAUGGCACCUUUUUACGGUUUUGCUGUAUCAGCUGUGUUUCAAUUGAUCUGUGUUUGAUUAUUUCCUCCCUUCGCUCAAACACUGUGUUUGAGAAGGCCUUCUUAGCUGAACGGUUGUUUUCCUCAGCUUUGGAUUUAGCUGUAGGGCCCAGAGGUUGUUGGAGUUUGAAGAGGAGGCAAUAAAAGAUUUGGAACACGGCCCUGUUUUCCUUUCCGAGGUUCCCCGGCUUUUUUCCGUCACCCGUCACCUCCUAACCGAGCUCAAUUCUGCUGCACCUUUUUAGCCACAAGCUGCUGGUGCUUGACUUCUUAGGCCUUAUCCUGUUAAGCGGCCGCACUAUCGCAAAAAGGAGAGUUCAGUAUGCUGACUGUAUGAGCUUCAGUUGAAUGUGUAUGUGGUCGAACUCUUGGUAGGACAGUCCAGUAUAUUACAGACGAACACAGACAAAACAUCCACAACGCUUCUACUAAAUAUUGUUGAAUGUCCGCUCGUAUGCAACUUGCCAACAAUGUCACGUCCUAUCGAGAGUUUCAGUCGAUGUUUAUGAUCUAACCGAAUGUAAUUUUUUUACUCUGGUACAAUUUUCUUGACCACUUUAACGUAGCAUCUCUGGUGUUACUUUUGUCACACAUGUAUAACACCAAAGACAAGGCAAUGACGAGGUGAUCUCGUUCCUUCGUGUGUUUUUGCCUCAGAUUCUGGUGACUGUUCAGACUUGGUUUGUAGCGAAAUUUCAAAUUCACAAAUGCCUUGAACAAUAUACAUUUUCAACAAUUCGUUUGAAUCGACUGUUACAUUUCCGCUGCACGGUGGAUUUUAAGGAUGCACUGUGAUCAGUGUGGCGACGUCUGGGAGUCGAGUUACCGAAAAGGCCACAAAUUGGAGGUUACAUUUAGUCUCUAAAGGAAAUCUGGGCUCUUGGUGUUUUUUGGAUAGGAACUGCAAAACCUUUUCUAUAAGGGUGAAAACAGAUGCAUGCUUAGAUUCUUUAGCUGUAGACAGUUUUUCUUGCUUACUGCAUUGACAUAUGAAGUUUGGACGGGUUCUGUAGAGAGAAUUUUCUGAAGAGUUUUGGAUUUGCACUGCCAGUGAAGCGACACAUUUACCACCACAGAUCAAAUUGAAAUGUCAUACAGUAGGAGUUUGCAUUGCUUUACCAGUGUCUGUUCACUUCAGCCCAGACUCAUUGCUGAGACAUACGAUUCCCCAUUGUGUGAAGUCAAGAAGUUAAGAUCUACUGACAAUCUUCACUGCUUCAAUAGUCAAUUUUCUACUUGUAUUUGGAAACAAAGAUCUGUUUUAAAUCUUAUCCCUCACUGGCAAUACCUGAUAGAAAGAGAUUAACAUGAAGGGAAAAAACAAUAAAAAAAAAGACUGAAAACGAAUUUGUCUUGGA